UCUGCGGCGGCGGCGGCGGCUAUGGCGGGGAAGGCGGCGGCGGGCGAGCCCCUGGGGCGGACGGCGGAAGAGGCGGCCUGGGCGGAGACGCUGCGCGGGGCCUGCGAGCCCGAGCACCACUGGCGAUACCGCCGGGAGUUCCUGCUGCGCAAUGUGGGGGAGCUGCCGGCGGCGGGCAGCGCCCAGCUGCAGCGCCUGGUGUCCCUCUCCAUGGUGUGGGCCAACCACGUCUUCCUGGGAUGCCGGUACCCGCCGCAGGUCAUGGAGAAGGCGCUGGAAAUGGCCGAAGGCAUCCAAGUGACCGACGCGCCUGUCCGCACCACGAGAGACGAACUGGUUGCCAAGGUGAAGAAAAGAGGCAUAUCAAGUAGCAAUGAAGGGGUAGAGGAGCCCUGCAAGAGACAAGCUGUUGAGAAAAGCAGAGAAUCUAAGGCUGGAAAGGAUGUGAAAACAACCAAGGCAGAAGGCGUGAAGGAAACAGAGAGGACAUUGCCGAAAAAGCAGGAAAAAGGUACUAGCAAAGGUUCAGAAACUUCCCAGUCAACAUGCAGUUCAGAUCAAGAAAUGGUCACAGUCACAGACAUGGAAACAGAAGGAAAACCUGCUAAUACUGAAAGUACUGCUGAGCAAAAGCCACCUUCAUCUGAAAAAGAGACAGGAAAGAAGCCUUGCUCAAGCCCACCUAGGGAAAGCAAAUGUGAGAAUAUGCCAUCACCUGAAAAGAAAACUACAGUAAGUGUAGCACCACUGGCUGCUGAGAGCACCCCUCAGCCAGAGGCAGUAGUGGCAGCACUGCCACCAGCUGCCCAAAACACCCCACAGGCAGCAGUGGUAGCAGCGGCAGUACCAUCAACAUCGAAGAGCACCCCACAGGCAGCAGUGGUAGCAGCAGCAGUGCCACCAGCUGCCAAGAGCACCCCACAAGCAGCAGCGGUAGCAGCAACAGUGCCGCUGACCACCAAGAGCACCCCACAGGUGCCAGCAGUGCCACCAACCACCAAGAACACCCCGCAAGCAAGUGCUGCGUUGCUGUCUUCCAAAGCCCAAGUGAGUGCCCCAGCAUCAGUGUCCAAGAGCGGUGCUCAGGUGAGCAGCUCACUGCUUCUGGCCCCCAAGAGUGGCACUCAGGUGGGCACCUCGCUGCUGCUGGCCUCCAAGGGCACUGCUAAGGUGGGCUCCCCACUCCUGGCCUCUAAGAGCAGUGCAGAGGUGGCUGCCUCGUUGCUGGCUGCUCGGAGUGGCACACAGCCAGGAUCAUCUCUGCUCGCUUCCAAGAGCAGUGCCCAGGUGGCUGCUUCACUGCUGGCAGCUCGGAGCGUAGCUCAGCAGGGGCCCUCCCGGGGUGGAGCUCAGGCAGGUGCCUCCUUGCUGGUUUCCAAGGGUGGCUUGCAGGCAGGCGACAGCCCUGCGAAGGCUUUGUGCAAACCGCUAACCAGUGAAGAUGCUAAGGAAAGACAACCUUUUUUCAACAGACUCUACAAAGCUGUAGCCUGGAAACUGGUUGCUGUUGGAGGCUUCAGUCCUAAUGUAAAUCAUGCAGAACUUCUAAAUUCAUCUAUUCAGUCUGUAAAAGCUACAUUAGAUGUUGCUUUUGUUCCCCUGAAGGAACUUGCAGACUUGCCUCAAAAUAAAAGCUCUCUAGAAAAUAUCGUUUGUGAACUGAGGUGCAAGUCUGUCUACUUGGGUACUGGCUGUGGUAAAAGUAUGGAAAAUGCCAAAGCAGUAGCUUCAAGAGAAGCUUUGAAAUUAUUCCUCAAGAAGAAAGUUAUUGUGAAGAUAUGUAAAAGAAAAUACAAAGGUAGUGAAAUUGAAGAUUUGGUGCUUCUGGAUGAAGAGUCGAAACCUUCAAAUUUGCCGCCAGCUUUAAGAAAUCCUCGUGAGAUCUUGUAGGGGAGAAUCACUGUACUGUGUAUAGUAUUUCAACACAAGGACUGAAGGUUAAUUUUGUACUUUGAAAAUGUAGGCUUCCAGAUAUUUUGUAUUUCUUUCUCAGUUUUGCAAGACAAUGAUAGUUCUUUCACUUGGUAGCAAUUGUAUAAAACUUGUUAGAGAUGACAAGUGCGCAUUUAAAGGUAUUGCCUUAAUAUACAGCACACUAGUGUGCUGUUGUGUUUGCAGAAUAGUCUACCUAACUCUUCUAUUUUUAAUUAAACUAUUAAGAUACAAUUUGCUGUUGAAAAUCUGACAUUUUUGUAAUUCUUACAAUUUGAUGGUAGUGUGCUCAAUUGUCUACCAUAUCUUUUCUAGCCACGUAGAAGUGUGUACAUAGGGACCAUAAUACUUGAAUAAUUGAAAGUUGUUUAAAAAUUUCAUUCAAAAAGUUGAAUCAUCUGUUUCAGGCUUGUUGCUCAUAAUGUUUACUGUUGUUCAUACUAGGAGAGAAAAUAGUUGGUUGACUAUUUUUAUGGGAUGUUUUCAUAACACUUGCAAUGUAAGUGACAUCCUGGUCCCAUUUAACAUUAUACUAUCAGGUUAGAGCCMAUUUAAUAUCACACUGGCAAAUUAGCAGUUAGCAGUCAAGUCACAGCUAUUUUGGCCACCAAAACUGUAAGCAGAGUUAAUUUAUAUGGUGAGGUAUCAUUUACAGUUUUGUUUGGUGUUUUUUGUUUUUCAAAUAAACAUGGAUUUCUUUACUAA
Messenger RNA from Malurus melanocephalus (red-backed fairy wren), 2637 nucleotides. RefSeq names its product CDKN2A interacting protein (gene CDKN2AIP). The record is from RefSeq and is a predicted model, not a curated record. The transcript has 3 exons. NCBI's taxonomy places the organism in Eukaryota, Metazoa, Chordata, Aves, Passeriformes, Maluridae. The coding region runs from base 22 to 1890 and encodes 622 amino acids. Gene Ontology annotation, cellular component: nucleoplasm; nucleolus.